This is a messenger RNA of Brienomyrus brachyistius, 4005 nucleotides long. Its product is annotated as proline-rich protein 36-like. Bases 1 to 4005 code for a protein of 1334 amino acids. The transcript has 6 exons. The record is from RefSeq and is a predicted model, not a curated record. Lineage: Eukaryota; Metazoa; Chordata; Actinopteri; Osteoglossiformes; Mormyridae.
AUGUUCGUCAUCUUUCGAGCUGAAUACUCCAGUCAGAUCAUCAAUGCUGAGUACAGAGCUGCCCUCAUCAUCAGCACCAAGCCCCGCCCCUCACAGCCCCCAGUACAGAGCUGCCCCCAUCAUCAGCACCAAGCCCCGCCCCUCACAGCCCCCAGUACAGAGCUGCCCCCAUCAUCAGCACCAAGCCCCUCCCCUCACAGCCCCCAGUACACAGCUGCCCCCAUCAUGAGCACCAAGCCCCACCCUUCACAGCCUCUAAUACAGAGCUGCCCCCAUCAUCAGCACCAAGCCCCGCCCCUCACAGCCCCCAGUACAGAGCUGCCCCCAUCAUCAGCACCAAGCCCCGCCCCUCACAGCCCCCAGUACAGAGCUGCCCCCAUCAUCAGCACCAAGCCCCUCCCCUCACAGCCCCCAGUACACAGCUGCCCCCAUCAUGAGCACCAAGCCCCACCCUUCACAGCCUCUAAUACAGAGCUGCCCCCAUCAUCAGCACCAAGCCCCGCCCCUCACAGCCCCCAGUACAGAGCUGCCCCCAUCAUCAGCACCAAGCCCCGCCCCUCACAGCCCCCAAGCUGCCCCCAUCAUCAGCACCAAGCCCCGCCCCUCACAGCCCCCAGUACAGAGCUGCCCCCAUCAUCAGCACCAAGCCCCUCCCCUCACAGCCCCCAAUACAGAGCUGCCCCCAUCGUCAGCACAAAGCCCCGCCCCUCACAGCCCCCAGUACACAGCUGCCCCCAUCAUGAGCACCAAGCCCCACCCUUCACAGCCUCUAAUACAGAGCUGCCCCCAUCAUCAGCACCAAGCCCCUCCCCUCACAGCCCCCAGUACAGAGCUGCCCCCAUCAUCAGCACCAAGCCCCGCCCCUCACAGUCCCCGGUACAGAGCUGCCCCCAUCAUCAGCACCAAGCCCCGCCCCUCACAGCCCCCAGUACAGAGCUGCCCCCAUCAUCAGCACCAAGCCCCUCCCCUCACAGUCCCCGGUACAGAGCUGCCCCCAUCAUCAGCACCAAGCCCCGCCCCUCACAGUCCCCGGUACAGAGCUGCCCCCAUCAUCAGCUCCAAGCCCCUCCCCUCACAGCCCCCAGUACAGAGCUGCCCCCAUCGUCAGCACAAAGCCCCUCCCCUCACAGCCCCCAGUACACAGCUGCCCCCAUCAUGAGCACCAAGCCCCGCCCCUCACAGCCCCCAGUACAGAGCUGCCCCCAUCGUCAGCACAAAGCCCCACCCUUCACAGCCUCUAAUACAGAGCUGCCCCCAUCAUCAGCACCAAGCCCCGCCCCUCACAGCCCCCAGUACAGAGCUGCCCCCAUCAUCAGCACCAAGCCCCUCCCCUCACAGCCCCCAGUACACAGCUGCCCCCAUCAUGAGCACCAAGCCCCACCCUUCACAGCCUCUAAUACAGAGCUGCCCCCAUCAUCAGCACCAAGCCCCGCCCCUCACAGCCCCCAGUACAGAGCUGCCCCCAUCAUCAGCACCAAGCCCCGCCCCUCACAGCCCCCAAGCUGCCCCCAUCAUCAGCACCAAGCCCCGCCCCUCACAGCCCCCAGUACAGAGCUGCCCCCAUCAUCAGCACCAAGCCCCUCCCCUCACAGCCCCCAAUACAGAGCUGCCCCCAUCGUCAGCACAAAGCCCCGCCCCUCACAGCCCCCAGUACACAGCUGCCCCCAUCAUGAGCACCAAGCCCCACCCUUCACAGCCUCUAAUACAGAGCUGCCCCCAUCAUCAGCACCAAGCCCCUCCCCUCACAGCCCCCAGUACAGAGCUGCCCCCAUCAUCAGCACCAAGCCCCGCCCCUCACAGUCCCCGGUACAGAGCUGCCCCCAUCAUCAGCACCAAGCCCCGCCCCUCACAGCCCCCAGUACAGAGCUGCCCCCAUCAUCAGCACCAAGCCCCUCCCCUCACAGUCCCCGGUACAGAGCUGCCCCCAUCAUCAGCACCAAGCCCCGCCCCUCACAGUCCCCGGUACAGAGCUGCCCCCAUCAUCAGCUCCAAGCCCCUCCCCUCACAGCCCCCAGUACAGAGCUGCCCCCAUCAGCUGCCCCCAUCAUCAGCACCAAGCCCCUCCCCUCACAGCCCCCAGUACACAGCUGCCCCCAUCAUGAGCACCAAGCCCCACCCUUCACAGCCUCUAAUACAGAGCUGCCCCCAUCAUCAGCACCAAGCCCCUCCCCUCACAGUCCCCGGUACAGAGCUGCCCCCAUCAUCAGCACCAAGCCCCUCCCCUCACAGUCCCCGGUACAGAGCUGCCCCCAUCAUCAGCACCAAGCCCCGCCCCUCACAGUCCCCGGUACAGAGCUGCCCCCAUCAUCAGCUCCAAGCCCCUCCCCUCACAGCCCCCAGUACAGAGCUGCCCCCAUCGUCAGCACAAAGCCCCUCCCCUCACAGCCCCCAGUACACAGCUGCCCCCAUCAUGAGCACCAAGCCCCACCCUUCACAGCCUCUAAUACAGAGCUGCCCCCAUCGUCAGCACAAAGCCCCUCCCCUCACAGUCCCCGGUACAGAGCUGCCCCCAUCAUCAGCACCAAGCCCCUCCCCUCACAGUCCCCGGUACAGAGCUGCCCCCAUCAUCAGCUCCAAGCCCCUCCCCUCACAGUCCCCAGUACAGAGCUGCCCCCAUCGUCAGCACCAAGCCCCUCCCCUCACAGCCCCCGGUACAGAGCUGCCCCCAUCAUCAGCACCAAGCCCCUCCCCUCACAGUCCCCGGUACAGAGCUGCCCCCAUCAUCAGCUCCAAGCCCCUCCCCUCACAGUCCCCAGUACAGAGCUGCCCCCAUCGUCAGCACCAAGCCCCGCCCCUCACAGCCCCCAGUACAGAGCUGCCCCCAUCAUCAGCACCAAGCCCCUCCCCUCACAGCCCCCAGUACACAGCUGCCCCCAUCAUGAGCACCAAGCCCCACCCUUCACAGCCUCUAAUACAGAGCUGCCCCCAUCAUCAGCACCAAGCCCCUCCCCUCACAGCCCCCAGUACAGUGCUGCCCCCAUCAUCAGCACCAAGCCCCUCCCCUCACAGUCCCCAGUACAGAGCUGCCCCCAUCAUCAGCACCAAGCCCCUCCCCUCACAGCCCCCAGUACAGUGCUGCCCCCAUCAUCAGCACCAAGCCCCUCCCCUCACAGCCCCCAGUACAGUGCUGCCCCCAUCAUCAGCACCAAGCCCCUCCCCUCACAGCCCCCAGUACAGUGCUGCCCCCAUCAUCAGCACCAAGCCCCGCCCCUCACAGCCCCCAGUACAGAGCUGCCCCCAAUGUCAGCACAAAGCCCCGCCCCUCACAGCCCCCAAUACAGAGCUGCCCCCAUCGUCAGCACAAAGCCCCGCCCCUCACAGCCCCCAGUAGUGCUGCCCCCAUCAUCAACUCCAAGCCCCGCCCCUCACAGCCCCCAGUACAGAGCUGCCCCCAAUGUCAGCACAAAGCCCCGCCGCUCACAGCCCCCAGUACAGAGCUGCCCCCAUCGUCAGCACAAAGCCCCGCCCCUCACAGCCCCCAGUACAGAGCUGCCCCCAUCGUCAGCACAAAGCCCCGCCCCUCACAGCCCCCAGUACAGUGCUGCCCCCAUCAUCAGCACCAAGCCCCGCCCCUCACAGCCCCCAGUACAGAGCUGCCCCCAAUGUCAGCACAAAGCCCCGCCGCUCACAGCCCCCAGUACAGAGCUGCCCCCAUCGUCAGCACAAAGCCCCGCCCCUCACAGCCCCCCAGUACAGAGCUGCCCCCAUCGUCAGCACAAAGCCCCGCCCCUCACAGCCCCCAGUAGUGCUGCCCCCAUCAUCAACUCCAAGCCCCGCCCCUCACAGCCCCCAGUACAGAGCUGCCCCCCAUCAUCAGCUCCAAGCCCCGCCCCUCACAGCCCCCACUACAGUGCUGCCCCCCAUCAUCAGCUCCAAGCCCCGCCCCUCACAGCCCCCAUUACAGAGCUGCCCCCAUCAUCAGCUCCAAGCCCCACCCCUCACAGCACCCCUCCCAUUCCAAAUAUCCUCACAUGUUUAGUGCUCACAUACACAGGAAGUUGGUAA